UCAGUUUGUUGAUAGCGUCAAUGCUAUCAUAACUGAUGCUGCUGGGCUGCUUGUUAACGUCGCUACUACCGCUAACCCCAGGAUCUCGUUCGUGCGAUAAACAGUUAACCCGUAAUGAUACUGGAAACUGGCAGAAACUCUUAGCUAUAACGUUAACAUUGUCAGCAAUGGCUAUCGUGUUAGCAAUGAAUGCUAUCCAAAUUAAGAUACAGUACGUCAUCUCCCUGCAGGAGUACUCAGGUCAACGGUAACCUUGGGGUCCUCAUCUGUGUCCCCCCUGCCGUGUUCAUCAAACGCAACACAGAUUUCAAUUAUAUCUUCGAAGAAUGAUCGGUUCUCUCCAAAAUAUGGGAUAGGGUUAUGUGACCAGCAUCAUCCGGCCACACAAUGCAUAACGAGGAGAGCAAGACGUGCCAAGGAGCGAAGCUUGCCUCUGCUGUAGAUGACACUCUGGAUGAAUAUUUAAUCGCCCUCCAGCACAAAAACAGGAUCCUUAAGCGCCUUAAAGUCAAAGACCCCAGGGAGAUUGAGUUGGAACGGCUUGAGCAAGGUUUUUCCAUUUAUCUUAACGGAGCCAAUGCUGAAGCCAGUAGGAAGCAGCCCAGGGCCUCCAGCCACAAGUCUGUCACCUCCCCACCUGCUUGGAGGCCUGCUCAUACAGCAGAUGUCUGUAGAAGUGCUCACCAGUUAACUGAAGAUACCCGUAAUCUGGAGCAGACCCACAGGACGAGGAGCCACACUGCCCCAGGAAAGGUCCAGAGGAAAGAAUGGGUGCAGAAUGCCGUCAAAAUACGAACAGAGGAAGGACCAAGUUUGCAGAUAUCUCCAGAAAAGUGCUACUCUGAGGAUUUUGAGCCCUAUGAAAGUGUAGACAUGGAGAGCUCCAGUCCGCGCUGUCCUCGCAGUCCAUGCUCCCCGAGGGAUACAUGCAAGGUGUCGCGCUCCUUCAGCUCCAGGCCUGAGAGCCAAGCAAGCCAGGAGCACAGUGAGAAGGUGCUUCUCAACCUCGAGGAAGUGAAGGUUCUGCGUCGGAGCCUCGAAGUUAGCAUGCGGCGGAGCAACCGCGGCUCCGCGGGGGAGGAGUCAGACGAAGAGUGGGUAGAGGAGCAGAUUGAGAGGGAGGAGAGCACUGAGAGUCUGGACGAACUGGGGCUGCCUCUUUCAUCCUCCAAGUCCUCCUCUAACCCUCGACCCAGCAGCUCCCACAGCCAUUUUGACUCAGCAAACCUCAUUGUCCUGGACUUUGGACCUUCACCAAAAGGUCGUAAGAUUGAACGUUCUCUGUCUGCAAAAAGGAAAGAAAACAUUGACACCUUUAUACCCACCAAGCCUAUGUUGGUUAAGAGCAAGACAUUAGAUAGGCCACCUUCAGAAGAGAGCUGGGAUAGUCAAAGGCCAAGAAGUCGAGUGGAAAGGCCCCUGUCAGCAGCCAGAAAGGCUUCUUUUGAGGAGCGAGACCCAGAGGAGAUGGCGUGCAGGGUGCGCCAGGCCAUCCAGAGAGAAAAUGACCCCGUGCAGAGUCCUGAGCUCUUCAGUCGCAGCAUGGGCAGGGCACACCAGAUAAUAAAUGGCUUAGUGCACCACAACUCCCACGACAAGAAUGAGAGCAGUGUCUCUUUGGCCAUGCAGAGAAUCACUCUUAUGGGCCCCAGGCAACAACAGAAACUGCUGACAGCCUUGGAGAAGCUUGAAACUGGACCCAGCUACAACAUUCCUCAGGGUGUCAAAACAGACUAUAGCAAGCAGCCGAGAAGGCAGUCCUCUGCAGAGGUCACCCCUGCAUUGUAUGUUACCAUGGAGAUCCUGUCAAACUGGGGGAACGCUUUGCAGGUCGGGCUGACUGAGUUGCAGUUCUUCUGCCUCAGAAACAAGAAGGUGUAUGUGUCGCCUCACGACCUAGACAUCAGGAACGCUGACUACCCCGGGAAUCUGGGGGCGCUUGUCAAUGGAAAGGUGAAGACCACCAAAGAGCGUCACAUGUGGACGUGUCCAUUCCACCCUCCGAUCCAGCUCUAUUUCAUCAUCAGGAACACGGAGCACUCCCCAGACUUUGGAAUAUCCCGCAUCAAAAUCUGGAACUACAACAGAAGCAUCAAUGAGCUUGACAUUGGUGCGCGGCAUAUUAAGCUGUACCUCAACAGCACGUUGGUGUUUGAAGGUCAGCUGGAUAAGGGCUGCGGCAACCAGGUCUUUGACUACAGCACCACGAUUGAUCUCCAGGAUUUCCAGGUCUCAGACUCCUUGUUUUCCAGCCCUGUGUCUUCAGGACACAAUCUGUGGGGUGUCAGCCCCCAACGCCAUGAGGACAGAAAUGGUGGUGAGGCCAGCAGCAGCCAGCGACACCACAGUUUGAAUCUGCAGCCAUCACAAGCGGUAGGCCAGGCUAUGAUAGACAUGCAGGAGAAAUCACGUACACUAUUACCACCGAUCACUCCUUCGUCAGUGGGGGUUUCAUCCUCCACUCGCCGCUCCUCCACACAAAGAAACUCUAUUGACCUGUCUGCCUCAGAGGAGCCCCUCUCUCUCAGACAGCAGGUGGCGCAGCCAGUACCCAUUGAGCAGACUGUCACCACGCAGCCGUCCUCCUCACGGGUGGCCCCCCAGUGGCUGCAGCCCCUGAACAGAGGAGCUCCAGAGGGCUGUGAGACCAGCAGGGAGAGGCCCAGAUGGCUGGUGCCUCAGCACUCGGGAGAGCCCAAAUCACCAUCGGCUUCAUCUUCUUCAAUGCUCCCGGAGCUUCCUUGUAACCCGGGUCGGGUGUGCAGAGGGAUGGAGAGGACAGUGAACGGGGCUCAGUGGAAGGCUGACUCUCUGGACCUGAGCUGCGACCUGCUGGAGGAACUUGGGGAGCAAAAGCCAGACAGGCCCUUCAGCGGACGCAGGAGCUCAUUCCGAAACACUGCAGUUACUACCCGGCAGACAGAGGAGCAGCACUUAAGAGCUACAGCACUGUCAAACACAGAGGAGCCACUGUCAUUGGUGAACGCUAGCAGGUGCCAAUUCUCAUCUCGGGCCCAGCUGCACAGUCAGCAGGAUGACACCCUCAUGGAGUCCUGGGACUCCCUUAUUAAGUUCAACCAAUGCCAGCGUGGACGCAUCUCCAACAUGGGCUUAGAAGGUGACAUCUUUGAUGAGUUUCUUCAGCGCCAGGGCCGUGGUCCACCCACUGUCCCAGUCAACCCCUCCAUAGCACCCAGGAGUCCCCUUUCCUCCUUGACCGCUCAGGGGGCUAUGUGCGAAGGCCCUGAUGAUGAUCCAUCCAUGGAGCGCGAUGAUGAGUUUGAAAUCCCAGUGCUGCCACAGGGCCAAAGGCUGGUCAUCAACAUCCUCUCCACCUGGGGUGAUCGCCACUAUGUCGGCCUCAAUGCCCUGGAGGUAUUUAGCUCUAGCGGAGAGCCUCUUCGACCCGCUCACAUCCGUGCUGAUCCUCCAGACAUCAACAUUCUCCCUGCAUAUGGUAAAGAUCCACGUGUUGUUACCAACUUGAUCGAUGGCGUUAAUCGUACACAGGAUGACAUGCAUCUUUGGCUUGCCCCGUUCACUCCUGGUCAUAGCCACACCAUCUUCCUGGACUUUGGAGCUCCUUACCAAGUGGCCAUGAUCCGUGUGUGGAACUACAACAAGUCACGCAUCCACUCUUUCCGAGGGGUGAAAGAGGUGGAAAUGCUCCUGGAUGGCAGGUGCAUCUUCAGGGGAGAGAUUGCCAAGGCUUCAGGGACCCUGUCUGGAGGGCUGGACCAGUUUGGGGACACUAUUCUGUUCACCACUGAUGAUGACAUCCUGGAGGCUAUGUCUCGUUAUGAUGAGACCUUCCUUGGCGAAGGUGAGGGUCCCGAGAGCUUGGUGUAUGAGGAGGAGCUGCAGAGACCACGCACCGCUGAUGGCGAGGGAGAGGAAAGACCCUUCACACAGGCUGGUUUCCGAGAAGAAGACCUCACUUUGAAACUCCACCUCAAUCCCACUGUGAGCCAGUCUGAGGAGAACUUGGAACAUAUUCCAGGGAUGUUCACUGGAAAGUGCCUUAGAAUAGAGCUCUCGCUGACUUGGGGUGACUCCCACUACAUGGGCCUGACUGGACUGGAGGUGGUGGGGAAAGAUGGAGAGAGUUUACCUUUAGACCUCAGUAUGAUGGCUGCCUCACCCAGGGACCUCAACGACCUGCCUGAAUACGGACAUGACCUGCGCACACUUGAUAAGCUUAUCGAUGGCCACAACAUUACAACUGAUGACCAGCACAUGUGGCUGAUCCCUUUCUCCUAUGGAGAUCCCCACACCCUGAACACUACCUUCAACACGGCCCAGACCAUCGCUGGACUCCGUAUCUGGAACUACAACAAGUCUCCUGAGGACUCUUACAGAGGGGUGAAGGUGAUCCAUGUGUUCAUGGACGGUGUUGCGAUCUCCCCAGCGGAGGGAUUCCUGAUCAGAAAAGGGCCGGGCAACUGUCACUUUGACUUUGCACAGGAGAUCCUCUUCAUUGACUUCCUCCAGACGCCCACAGACAACAAGAGUGCUGCAGACUUCCAUAAAGGAAGUUCUAAGAAACAAGAGCAGGCCAGCAUGGACUAUGAAGCUCCCAUUAUGCCUUGUGGCUUCAUUUUUCAGCUGCAGCUGUUAACAACCUGGGGAGAUCCAUACUACAUAGGUCUCAACGGCCUCGAAUUUUACGACCAGAACCACGAGAAGAUCAGUCUCAGUGACAACAACAUCGCUGCUUUCCCAGACAGUGUGAAUAUACUGGACAAUGUGAGUGGUGAUGUGAGGACUCCAGAUAAAUUGAUAGAUGGAGUCAACAGUACCCACGAUGGAAGACAUAUGUGGUUAGCCCCGGUGCUCCCUGGACUGGUGAACCGUGUGUACGUCAUCUUUGAUCAGCCAGUGACGGUGUCCAUGAUCAAGUUGUGGAAUUACUCUAAGACACCACAGAGAGGAGUGAAGGAGUUUGGGCUGCUUGUGGACGACCUCCUGGUGUACAACGGCAUCUUGGACAGUGUGAGCCACUCGGCACGAGGCAUUCUGCCUACCUGUGAUCCAGUGGUGCCCUACCACACCAUCCUCUUCACAGACAAUGCCUACGUUGCACACCGUGAGAGAAACACUGUUAUCAGUAAUUAUGUGGAGGAUCAGGAUGUGAAGAUGACCAAUGAGAAUCAGAUAGUCCAUCACAGCAAGAAGAAGCAGACAGCAGAUCCGGCUCUUCGACCAAAGACCUGCAUGACUGAGGGUGGGAAACAUGGAAAGAGGAGGUACUGACUGACAAAUGAACAUACUGACCCGGAUUCAGUGUUUACACAAAGUGAGCAAAACUGAAGGGGGCGGUGUGUUUAUGGCUGACUUUUUAAACCCACUUUCUGAUGGAUGACUUUUUAAAAAACCUCCCUUACUUUAAGACCCAAAAAGCCAUGGUUUGACA
This is a messenger RNA of Xiphias gladius (swordfish), 5413 nucleotides long. Its product is annotated as katanin-interacting protein. Lineage: Eukaryota; Metazoa; Chordata; Actinopteri; Istiophoriformes; Xiphiidae. The record is from RefSeq and is a predicted model, not a curated record. The coding region runs from base 388 to 5253 and encodes 1621 amino acids. The transcript is spliced from 28 exons.